Molecule: messenger RNA, 2005 nt
Organism: Paramuricea clavata
Lineage: Eukaryota; Metazoa; Cnidaria; Anthozoa; Malacalcyonacea; Plexauridae
Source: the annotation of a GenBank genome assembly
CUCCAUUUUAUAAAAAUAGCCCUUUAAAAAAGAGUGACACAAAUCUGUUUGUAUUUUGAUAAUGGUAUGAUAACAGGAAUGCCUGACCACGUUUAUUGUGAAUGAAUACAUACAUGUCAAAAGAACUACUCAGAUUGACUCAAUGUCUUAAUGUAGGAUAAAAUUCCAAAGAAACCUGGUAGCCUUUAUAGACUUUAUAUACCAAAAGACUCUCGAAUGGUUCCCAAUUCCGACCAUAUUUCCGAGUAGUUCCGACAAUUAUCGAUCGCCUUUUGGCGAAUGUUAUUGUUCAAACAAAAAACACCGCAUGUAUAAAUGGCAUCUGAAAACAACGAGGCAAACUCACUGGCAAAGUGCUCGGAAAACGACGAGGAGAAAGCAGAAGAAUUAGAAAGAGAACAUUUUAGGAAGGUUGUGAGCGCAUUUCUGCAUUAUGAGAAAUUUUCAAACUUACGAAUUGACAAAGCGAAGAAGGAUUUCCUCUCGCUUGAUGCGAAGGAUCGAGAAAGACUGCCGAAAUUCCUUGAGAACUUAGAGAAACAAAGGCAGUGUGUUGCUCAGAAUUUUGAAUUUGUUAAGCAGAUAAUCGGGCACACUGGUAAGGAUUGCAACCUUUUAUAUUGGCACUAGACAGUCUAAAAAUUUAAACUAUACAGAGCCACCUUAAGACAUAUGAUAUACAUGAAAUGUCCAACUCCAGUGAGCCACCUUAAGUCAGGUUUUUCACUGGUGUUAAAUUGUCAGUCUCUAGAAAGCCACCCCCCUAAGUGAAUCUGAUAAGUGCUGUAUUGUAGUCUAAACCACAGAGAGCCACCUUAAGUCAUGUUAUACACUGGUGAGCCACCUUAGGUUAGGUUUCAUACUUGAAAACUCACAAGUGCCACCUUAAGUACAGCAUUGUGUUUGUGUUUUAGGAUAUAUAUUUGAGAAUGUUGACCACCAUGCUGAUAUGAACACAGAUGCCUCGGACCAAAAAAUCACUGUCCUCUUCAUGGAAAAAGUGCUUACCACCGUAAGACAAUUUGUCCGAGACUGGAGUAACGAGGGGAUGGAGGAACGAAAAAUGUGCUACAAACCCAUUGUAGAUGAGAUAACAAAUUUAUAUCCAGCUGACAAAUAUAAGCCAAGUGAUGUAUCGAUACUAGUCCCUGGUGCUGGGCUUGCCAGAUUGAUGGUUGAUCUGGCAAGGUUUGGUUAUACCAUACAAGGAAAUGAGUGGAGUCUAUUCAUGCUUAUUGCUUCAAAUUAUAUCCUUAAUAAAUGCAGUGGUACCUACCACACAACUAUAUAUCCAUUUGUACAUCAAUCUUGCAAUAACAUGUCCGCCGAAGAUCAACUGAGGCCAGUUCAAAUUCCAGACAUAAAUCCCACCACGUUACCAGCAAAUAUAGACUUUUCUAUGAACGCAGGAAACUUUACAGAAAUUUAUGUUGAAGCAAACCAAUGGGAUUGUAUUGCAACAUGUUUUUUUAUUGAUACUGCUAAUAACAUUGUCUCGUAUAUUGAGACGAUUUAUAAAAUUCUUAAGCCAGGAGGGUACUGGAUCAACCUUGGCCCACUGUUGUACCAUUUUGCAGAUGUACCUAAUGAGUCGUCUAUCGAAAUUAGUUAUAAGGAGCUGAGAAAUUUAAUAAUAAACGAGUUUAAGUUUGAAUUACUUAAGGAAGAAAGGUUGAAGUCCACUUAUAUUGGAAACAAAAGGUCUAUGUUAGAGACUAUUUACAAUUGUAUUUUUUUUGUAGUUAGGAAACCAUUAUAAUUGCUUCUUAAUUAAUCCAACGCUUUAGAAUUGUCGUAACUAGUUAUUGAAUAAAUUGUGCAAAGAAAGUUGUGUAUUUAUUGUAUGUUUUGAAUGUUAUUAAUGAUAAAGAUGUCUGCAUUUAUUAACAAAAUGAUAUGGAAUAAAAAUAUGGAAUAUGGAGUAAAUGUAAUGAAAUAUACAGUAACUCAAAGUGACACUAUUGAUAUAUUUAGUACAUAAAUUAAAGAGAGAAAAAUGACAACA